Messenger RNA from Folsomia candida, 2563 nucleotides. Its product is annotated as transient receptor potential channel pyrexia. Gene Ontology annotation, cellular component: membrane. The record is from RefSeq and is a predicted model, not a curated record. The transcript has 9 exons. The coding region runs from base 280 to 2406 and encodes 708 amino acids. NCBI's taxonomy places the organism in Eukaryota, Metazoa, Arthropoda, Collembola, Entomobryomorpha, Isotomidae. Gene Ontology annotation, molecular function: monoatomic ion channel activity; protein binding. Gene Ontology annotation, biological process: transmembrane transport; monoatomic ion transport.
AGUGUGUGUGUGCAGUAGCGUGUACUACCUGUCGGUCUCUCUGCCUAUGAAUAUUCCUUCGUAGCAUACCUUCACUUACCGGAGAGCAAUAAGCUUAUUUAUAAACGUAGCCAAUUGACUACUCCACUUUUUGCACCGUUUCAUAUUACAGCAUCAGGUAGUCAGAUUAUGCAGUAGUUGUGUGCUGUCGAGUAACUCCGAGUGGUUCACCUGUUUGUUUUGCGAAAAAUUUAGUGCGAAUUUUCUUUAAUAUUAUGGUAUUGUGAUUGUGAUAUCGUAAUGUCGCAAGAAAUGAGUCUCAUGGAACUUACGCCACGAGGCAGUAGAGAUUUGGGCAACAACCACCAAUAUCGGAAAAAGAACCAUGUAGCUCCAAUAAUGGGGGGAUCUCAUGAUAAGUCUCGAGAUCAUCACCAUGCUACGAGUCACUUGUUGCUGGAGGCUGCACGAAACGGAAGUCCGCACGAGUUGGAAGCUCUUUUAAGGGAUGGGGUCAACCCAAACGUGGUUGAUGGGGAGGGGAGGAGUCCUUUGCAUCUGGUUUUGGCGACAGGAUGCACUUGUGACGUUUGCGUCAGAGAUGCCGAAGCGUGCCUUGUACUCCUUCUCAGUUCUAAUGGAGUAGAUGUCAAUCUUCAAGACGAAGUUGGAAAUACAGGUCUGCAUAUUGCGAUAGAUAACCAAUUAUCAAAAUGUGCACAGAUGUUGAUCUCAUACGGGGCGGAUGUCAGUCUCAGGAAUGACCAGGGUGAAAACGUAGUACAACUCAUGGCCAAGAAAAUGCCUCAAUGUCUCCUACAUUUGCUCAACGAGUCCAUUUACAUUGAUCAAUAUGAUCCCCACCAUGAGAAAUGCGUGGUCAAGAUGGAUCUCGGGCCUUUACUUGGUCACUCUUCUUUUUCACGGUCACCAAAACUUUCCUCAACGACAGUAGACAAGGAUCGUCCCAAGAAAAAAUCGACCAAAAACGAAGAUGGCGAAAUGACGCUUCUCGUAGGACUUCUUGAAAGUCAGCGAGUUUCUCGUGAACCAAUUUUUACCCAUCCACUCGUUCAAGUCCUUCUGCACUUUAAGUGGAAACGAGUGCGGAGCGUCUUUUGGACAUCGUUUAUCGUUUAUAUGUUGUGGGUGAUCUUGUACACAAGUUAUGUUCUGCAAGUUUAUGUGUUUUCCUGUCCCUGUCAAAUGUUCAAACGACCUUCGACCCUCAGAACGAAUAAGGGGCCUACUCAAGAUGGGCACGAAUUUGGCAACGACACGCCGGACAACCUGACCAGAUGUGAAAUUGAGACUGGGCUAAGUCUCAAAGUGAUUCUUAUCAUCGUGUCUACUUUCCUCCUUCUACUCACUGAAUUGGGACGCUUAAUAAUAACGCCACGGGUUUACGUCAGUUCUUGGCUCAAUCUCGGACACUGGACACUCAUCGGGUGCGUGUUUGCUACGACAAUACCCAACUUGCAGGCACAGACGUCGAUAAGUAAUUUGCAGUAUCAAGUUGCAGCUUUCACCGUGUUUUUCGCUUGGGUGUUGGUCCUCCCACAAAUUGGACGAUUGCCUUCUUUGGCGAAAUAUGUUGAAAUAUUUGGACAUGUCGUAAAAUGCUUCGGAUCCUUCAUUCUUACGUUUGCCUCACUUUUCAUGGGAUUCGCUCUAGGUUUCUCCAUCCUCUUUUUUGGAGAUGACAUGUCCCCAUUUGCCAACUUUUUCCACUCUACCGUGAAGGUGCUGGUAAUGAUGGUUGGCGAAGUGGACUAUAUGACCACAUUUUAUGAUGAUAAUAAUAAUGCCCAGUACCAACAGCCUGUCAUGGGUCACUUACUUUACGCAACGUUCGUCAUCCUCGUUUGCAUAAUUCUCAUGAAUUUGUUUGUGGGGUUGACUGUGAGCGAUAUUCAGAUGCUCGAACGUAAGGCCGAAUUUUCUCGAACGUGUCGCCUUAUCGCAGAAAUCUUUCAAUUUGAGUCCGUCAUCUUGUCGAAACGGAUGCCCAAAAUCAUUCGAAAAUUUUUGAAGCGACUAUUCCUACUUAAUGAGUCGACCCACUCGUUCAGACCAAACGACCCCAAAGACUCUACUCUACCAGGCCCCCUGUCCCACGACGUUCUGGUCCUGGCAGAAAACUCUUUUCGGAAGGCGAGGUCUCAACGAUGUUUCCGAGGAACUAAUAAUCACCACCACCACAUGGAACCAGAGUUGGUUGAAAUUCAAACAUAUUUCCCUAGCAUGGAUAAGCAGCCCCAGCAUGGUAGCCCCCCACACAGCACGACCUCCUCCUCCUCACCCUCUUCCCAAUCCUCCUCCCCUUUGGAGACCAAUAGUCUUGACCUGGACGUGAACCAGGCACACUCACGUGGCCCGUUCCGACCCUGGGCAUCUUGCAUGGAUCACACAAAUUAUCAUGCCUGACACCACCGUUUAUCAUUUAUAGAUAUUUUAUUUAGAUAGAUGCGUGUUCAUUAAUUACACUUUAAGUUUGGUAUGUGCACACCAGCAGAAGCAGAUAAUAAAUUAUAUACAAAUUAACAUAAUGCCUUAAUUACAGGAAGAAACUUGGAACAAACAA